Messenger RNA from Trichoderma breve, 2508 nucleotides. RefSeq names its product VRR-NUC domain-containing protein. Gene Ontology annotation, biological process: interstrand cross-link repair. Bases 1 to 2508 code for a protein of 835 amino acids. Lineage: Eukaryota; Fungi; Ascomycota; Sordariomycetes; Hypocreales; Hypocreaceae. The record is from RefSeq and is a predicted model, not a curated record. Gene Ontology annotation, cellular component: nucleus. The transcript is spliced from 3 exons. Gene Ontology annotation, molecular function: 5'-3' exonuclease activity; 5'-flap endonuclease activity; flap-structured DNA binding.
AUGGAUGCUUUCGUGAAGCGGCUAUCAGAUGCAGACGCUGAAACUCGAGAUGCUGGACGCUCACUUGGUGAUGCAUCGUCAGCUGCCUCGAGACCGUCUAAGCGGUUAAAGAGGGACAAUGGCUCCGAUUCAGAGUCGGAAGAGCCAAGUGAGCUUCUGGUGGAAUAUAGGCCACAAGAAGUUGCUGCUGCAGAGGCAUUUUCGGAUGAAACAGACCAGCGCCGCAGCAAGGAGCGAGUCACCGAGUUUGAGAAUGCUCUGCCGCCCACCGAGACCAAUGAAGAAGCAAUUACAGAGUACGAGACUCUCAGGUCUUCCCAAAACAACGCUGUCGAAGAUAGUUCGAAGGUGAAGACUGCUCCUUUAUGGAUCAAGGGAAGAAGCUCGAUAUAUGUCGAUGCAUUCAACCUCGCGCUAGAUACAGUCUUGGAAGAAGAAUCGUCCCUGUUCAGUAGCAAAGAGAGCGAGAUUUUCAAGCAAUGGAGAAGUUUGAACUAUGAGGCGCAGUAUUUAUACGUCCGACUGUUUCUCCGGAAAACUGCGGCAUGGCAUCGAUCCUCUCGCUUGGGGUAUUUCAACGACAUCUCGGACCAUGAUAGCGCCAUCGCCACGCUCCAGGAGUCCCGAACUCUGCCUCUGGAACAUGAAGAAAAGUCACCCGUAGAAAACCAGCUGGAAACGCCUGUCGAAGAGGCUGCAUCGUUACUGUAUCUUGAUGAGCUCAAAGCUCUAGCUAAAGAAGCCAAGAUCCAAGGGAAGACCAAGAUGGAUAUGAUCAAAGCCUUGUGCCGGGUGAGCCAGCAGCAGGCUGGGCUGCUGUCUUUGGGCAUUAGCAGACAAAACAGCAGAGAUUCGAACGCCUCUGAGGGAAUAGACCGUCCUACUUCCACAGUGCGCAAAGUGAAAAGGGAGAAUUCCAAUCGAGAACAACAUUUUCUGGCCAAAAUCCUUGCCAUUGUCGGUCCAUGUAUUCGAAUAUCACCUGCUACUUUUACACUAUUCGAGAGAGUUCACCUAGUGUUUUACAGAUCUACGGAAUGGACAGAGAAGUCACUGACGACUAUUAUUCUGGCAAAGAUUGCUAGGCGGAAUUUUCCCGAGUACCUUGUGUGUCGCUCUUCCACAAUAUUUGCAUCUCGAUCUCACUUACUGGAAUACGAGGCGGCCAUUCAUAUGGAAGCGGAGGUUGAUAAUGUGCUUGAAUUCAAUGGGCCACUAGAUGAAAAAGGUUCGCAGAAAAUACUCGGCAUUUUCGAAAGGGUAUACCCCCGCUGGAAGGUGUUGAUUGAAGAAGAAACUGAGAAAGAGCGCCAAGUCUACGAAAUGGGAGAGGGUGCCUAUCUCAGGAGAUUCAAUCCUGCCCACUCAUAUACACGAAUAAUCGUGAAAGCUGCCUUUGUCCUUGGCAAACUGAAGAGAUACGCCAGGGAGCAUGAGCUGUUGACUGAGCUUUUAGAACAGCGACUCUUUCAUCUUUCUCGAAGGGGCUCCUGGUAUCAACGCAAGGCUCUCCUAGAAGAGCAUUACAUGCCCAGCCUUGAUCCGGAGCUCACCACCCAUGAGUUGGAGCAGCAAAAGAAGCGGUGGAGGGCCAUAGCAGUCUCGACUUGUGAGACAGGCCUUCAAGAUCCCGAUUGCCAUCUCAUACACCACUACGACUUACAAAAACGACUGGUCAAAUUAGAGAAGAAGCUUCGUAUCCCCAAACGUCUUCAGCAUGAUUUCGGACAUGUACGGCUUGCUGAUCCCUUGGAGCUAUCGGUUGAAGGGGUCCAAUUGAAGAAAAAUCUACCACUGAAGCCGGGAGGCCAAGCUGCAAGUACGAGAACCAUGUGGUUGGACGAUUCAGACUCUGGCGGUGUGUGCACCGUGGAAGAGAUGUGCUUGAAUCACUUCCGGUCACAGGGGUGGAAGGGUUACCAUGCUGAGGGAGGCAUUAUUCGCACCCUGUUUGCUUACUUGUUCUACGACAUCCUGUUUCUCUACAUUCCCAACGUAUUCCAGACGGCCUUUCAAACUUGUCCGCUGGACUUGCACACAGACGCCUUCUUCCCUGCUCGGACCUCGGAGAUCAACCAUCGACUGGUCGAAAUCGCCAAUGGAGAGGGUGAAAGGCUGCUUCGUGGGGUCUGGGAACGGGAACAUGAGCGACGAACCAGUGUGAUAGGUCUCAAUUGGGAUUUCCCGGUGGAGGACUUGACAGAACUAGUACGCUGCUUCCAAGGUAGCGCUUUAGCCGCUUUAUGCAAGGUGAUGGCUCAGGAGUACAGACAGAGAGGUGGAGGCAUCCCGGACCUUGUUCUCUGGCGGAUGGCGCAAAAUAAUGAAGCAGACGGCACAGACAAGGAGCCAGGAAAGGCAAGAGGAGAGGCCAUGUUUGUUGAGGUCAAGAGUGCAAACGACAGGCUGAGCGACACGCAGCGGCUAUGGAUCCACGUCCUCACUGGCGCUGGGGUCAAAGUCGCUCUUUGCAAUGCCGUCGCAAAGGAAAUCAGAGAAAUUGGCUAG